GAAGCAGACGAUAGUGAUCGCACUGCCAAUGGCUACCGCCGGUUCUCGGAAGUGCACACUGAUAUUACUACAACUUUUAGAAGUCAACCCUGGAAACCUUCAAGCGGCGGCUCUCAGAUACUACUCCUCUCAGAAUAUCAAAAACUCCGACGACGAUGAAAAACCAGAACCAGACGAUAAUAUCAGACCAAAGAAACCCUCCACAAAAACCAAGAAGGCUAAAACAAUGGCGAGACUCAUCAACUCCAAACCCUGGUCAACUCACCUCGAGUCAUCUCUCUCAAAUCUCUCCCCGUCAAUCUCCAAAACCACCGUCUUCGAAGUUCUCCGCCUCACUAAAACCCCAUCAAGAGCCCUACAGUUCUUCAACUGGGUCUCAAAUUUAGGGUUCAUCCACAACGACCAGACCUAUUUUUUAAUGCUCGAAAUUCUGGGUCGCGCUCGGAGCCUCAAUGUAGCCCGUAAUUUCCUCUAUUCCAUCAAGAGAAAGUCUAACGGAACCGUUAAGCUUGAGGAUAGGUUCUUUAAUAGCUUAAUUCGAAGCUAUGGUAGAGCUGGAUUGUUUGAAGAGUCUAUACAAGCUUUUAAAUCGAUGAAAUCCGUUGGUGUGUCGCCUUCAGUAGUUACAUUUAAUAGUCUUUUGUUAGUUUUACUUAAACGUGGUCGUGUUAAUAUGGCACAGAGCGUGUUUGAUGAAAUGCUUCGAACAUAUGGUGUUAAUCCUGAUACGUAUACUUUUAAUCUUUUGAUUCGAGGGUUUUGUAAGAAUUCUAUGGUUGAUGAUGGGUUUAGGUUUUUUCAGGAAAUGUCGCGGUUUAACUGCGAGCCUGAUGUUGUAACUUAUAAUACUCUUGUUGACGGGUUGUGUAGAGCUGGGAAGAUUAGUAUAGCUCAUAAUGUGAUUAGAGGGAUGGUUAAAAAAGGGGUCGGUUUGAAUCCUGAUGUUGUUACUUAUACUACUUUGAUUAGGGGUUAUUGUGUGCAGCAAGAGAUUGAUGAGGCUUUGGUUGUUCUUGAGGAGAUGGUGGGGAAUGGAUUAAAACCGAAUGAAGUUACUUAUAAUACUCUUAUUAAGGGUCUUUGUGAAGCGCAGAAGACGGAUAAGAUUAAGGAUAUUUUGGAGGGGGCUUUAGGGUGUGGUAAUUUUACUCCCGAUACUUGUACUUUUAAUACUUUGAUGAAUGCGCAUUGCAAUGCUGGGAAUUCGGACGAGGCUUUGGAAGUUUUUGAGAAGAUGACGGAGAUGAAUGUAAGGCCGGAUUCUGCUACUUAUAGUGUUCUGAUAAGGAGUUUGUGCCAGGGAGGGAAGUUUGAGAGAGCAGAGGAGCUGUUUGAUGAGUUAUCAGCGAAGGAAAUUUUGUUAAGAGAUGAUGGAUGUACGCCUCUGGUUGCAGCAUACAAACCCAUGUUUGAGUUUCUGUGUAAAAUCGGGAAGACUGCGAAGGCAGAGGAAGUAUUUAGACAGCUGAUGAGAAGGGGAACACAAGAUCCUCUUGCUUUCAAGACUUUGAUAAUGGGGCACUGUAGGGAAGGUACAUUUGAAGCUGGCUAUGAGCUCUUGGUCUUAAUGCUAAGAAGAGAAUUUGUGCCUGACUUUGAAACCUAUCAGUCGUUAAUUGAUGGUCUCUUGCAGAAGGAUGAACCUCUUGUUGCCUACCAAACUCUUGAGAAGAUGAUAAAGAGCUCCCAUGUCCCUACAGCUUCUACUUUCCAGUCAAUCCUUGCAGGACUUCUGAAAAAAGGCUGUGCCCAUGAAUCGGCUAGCUUUAUAGUUUUGAUGUUGGAGGGAAAGAUUCGACAAAAUAUCAAUCUGUCGACACAAACUGUGAGAUUGCUCCUUGGCAGGGGACUUCGAGAUAAAGCAUUUAAGAUCGUCGGGUUGCUUUACGAUAAUGGUUAUGUGGUUGACAUGCAAGAAUUGGUUGAUUUCCUUUGCCAUAAUAAAAAGUUCCUACAGGCAAACAAAUUGUUGCUGUUUUGUUUGGGAAAAAAUCUGAACGUUAACCUUGAUUUGUGCAACACAGUACUUGAAGGUCUUUGUAAAAUGAAAAGAGUUUCAGAAGCAUUUGGGUUGUAUUAUGAAUUGGUGGAGAAAGGCAAUCAUCAAUCUCUGAGAUGCUUAGAAGAUUUAAGAGUUGCCCUAGAAGCUGCAGGACGAUCAGAAGAAGUGAAGUUUCUGUCCCAGAGAAUGCCAAAUAAAUGUCAGUCAGACAAAUAUCUGGAGAAGAGCUCUAGGGUGCAGAGAACUUACAAAACAGGACAGUUGGGAACUGAGACGGCGGAACGUGUUUACGAAAUGGGAAACAUUGAUCAAAUGAAAAAAAAAGAAGGUAAGUUGGAAUUGGUUGGAAAUGCUUUACAGGCAGUCAAAAGGAGCUUUAUUCUCUUGAAGAUGUCGAAUACUCGCAAUGGCAAUGGUUCUUCCGGCCACUAUGUGAACCUCACUAAGCGUGCGGUUACACCAGGCAAGGCAACAGUGCUUGCUAUAGGCAAGGCCUUUCCUAGCCAACUGAUUCCACAAGAUUGCCUUGUGGAGGGCUAUAUCCGAGAUACCAAAUGUGAAGAUGUCUCCAUCAAGGAGAAACUGGAGCGACUCUGUAAAACUACUACUGUGAAGACAAGAUACACUGUCAUGUCCAAGGAGAUUCUGGAAAAAUACCCUGAAAUUGCAACUGAGGGCACACCAACAAUUAAACAAAGGCUCGACAUAGCGAAUCCUGCAGUUGUUGAGAUGGCAAAGGAAGCAAGCCUUGCUUGCAUCAAGGAAUGGGGAAGGUCGGUGGACGAUAUCACUCACAUCGUCUAUGUCUCGUCUAGUGAAAUACGUCUUCCAGGAGGUGAUCUUUAUCUUGCUAGCCAGCUUGGUUUAAGGAACGAUGUUAACCGAGUGAUGCUUUACUUUCUUGGCUGUUAUGGUGGUGUGACCGGCCUUAGAGUUGCAAAGGACAUAGCUGAAAAUAAUCCAGGAAGCCGUGUUUUGUUAACCACAUCCGAAACUACCAUACUCGGAUUCCGCCCCCCAAACAAGGCACGCCCUUAUGACCUCGUAGGAGCUGCACUUUUCGGGGAUGGAGCUGCAGCUGCCAUAAUCGGAGCAGAUCCUAUACUACCUACUGAGUCUCCUUUCUUGGAGCUUAACUACGCAGUUCAACAGUUCUUACCGGGAACACAAAACGUCAUUGAUGGACGUCUCUCUGAAGAGGGAAUCUAUUUCAAGCUCGGAAGAGACCUUCCUCAGAAAAUCGAAGAUAACAUUGAAGCAUUCUGCAAAAAACUUAUAUCAAAAGCUGGACUUACCGAGUUCAAUGACCUGUUCUGGACUGUCCACCCUGGUGGACCAGCAAUACUGAACCGGCUAGAGAGCACUCUGAAGCUAGACGGGAACAAGCUCGAGUGCAGCAGAAGGGCUCUAAUGGACUAUGGAAAUGUGAGCAGCAAUACCGUAUUCUAUGUGAUGGAGUAUAUGAGAGAAGAAUUGAAGAGAAAGGGGAGUGAAGAAUGGGGACUGGCUUUGGCUUUCGGUCCCGGCAUUACUUUCGAAGGCAUUCUGCUCCGUAGCUUGUGAUCGGACCCUGCACCACCCCCUACAUCUACAGUCUUCUUUAUAUGUUCAGCCUGUUUUUCAGCUGCAUUUGCAUUAUUAAUUAGUAGUACUUCAAGAGAAAAAAGAAUUUGGAUUUUUUAGAGUUUCUAUCACAAACUGGACGUUUUCAACUGUUUUAGCUAUUGUAGCUAAAUUAAAUUCAAUUAAAUGGGGAAGUUUGUACUAAAUAAUGCAAAAAUGCCAAUAAUAAAAAAGUUACACUUACUUGUAUGUAAA
Mercurialis annua (annual mercury) is the source of this 3820-nucleotide messenger RNA. RefSeq names its product pentatricopeptide repeat-containing protein At1g02060, chloroplastic-like. The record is from RefSeq and is a predicted model, not a curated record. Gene Ontology annotation, molecular function: acyltransferase activity; protein binding. Lineage: Eukaryota; Viridiplantae; Streptophyta; Magnoliopsida; Malpighiales; Euphorbiaceae. The transcript has 5 exons. The coding region runs from base 29 to 3565 and encodes 1178 amino acids.